GGUUACCGACUUUGUUGGGUUACAGAAGUUCCAUUAUUAGUUCUUGUCCCCUUCAAUAUUUCUACAAAUGCAAUGCUCUUUCAUCGUUAAUAUUCCCAAAAGACAAAUGGAGUGCUUCUCUUCCUCCCUCCUCCGGUUGCUUCUUCUCUUCAUCAUCAGUACUUCAUUUCUCAAUGUUGAUGCAACGUUUACUGGAACAUAUGGAGUAAACUAUGGCAGGAUAGCAGACAACAUACCAUCACCUCAUAGUGUGGUGACACUUCUCAAAGCAGCGAAGAUCAAGAACAUCAGAAUAUAUGAUGCUGCACCUGAAGUCCUCACCGCCUUCAAGGGAUCAGGAAUCGAAAUAGUUGUUGGACUUGGCAAUGAGUUCCUUAAGGAAAUCAGCAUAGCCGAGGAUCGCGCCACGACUUGGAUCAAAGAGAAGGUCCAGCCAUACCUACCAGGGACUCACAUUUCCGGAAUAGCAGUCGGGAAUGAGAUCUUGGGGGGGACUGAUGUGGUACUCUGGGAGGUCUUGUUGCCUGCAGUGAAGAAUGUGUAUAGUGCUCUUGGCCAGCUUGGUUUGGCUAGCAGCAUUGAGGUCUCAAGUCCACAUUCUGAGGCUGUUUUUGCUAAUUCUUACCCACCAUCUGCUUGCAUUUUUAGAGAAGAUAUUGCUGGUUACAUGAAGCCACUUCUGGAGUUCUUUUCGCAGAUUAAAUCUCCGUUUUACAUAAACGCAUAUCCAUUCCUUGCUUAUAAGAGUGACCCUGAGCACAUUAACCUCAACUAUGCUCUAUUCAAGUCAAAUCCCGGAAUUCUAGACACAAAGACUAAUCUCCACUAUGACAACAUGUUCGAUGCCAUGGUUGAUGCAUCUUAUUUCGCUUUGGAGAAGGCUGGAUAUGACAAGAUGGAAGUCAUAGUAUCCGAAACUGGUUGGGCAUCCAAGGGGGACCCAGAUGAAGCAGGAGCAGAUGCGAAAAAUGCCAGGACUUACAACUUGAAUUUGAAGAAAAGGCUGGCCAAGAAGAAGGGGACUCCUCAUAGGCCAAAGAUGGUGGUGAAAGCCUAUAUUUUUGCUUUGUUCAAUGAGAACUUGAAACCGGGGCCAACGUCGGAGAGGAAUUUCGGAUUGUUCAAAGCAGAUGGGAGCAUUUCGUAUGACAUUGGGUUCACUGGACUUGUUGCACCAAACGCAGCAUCCUCAUCUCUUCUUAAUUACAAGGGCAUGGGAUUUCGAGGUUGGUUUCAAUCUUCGCAUACCUGGGUUUUCACAAGUUGUGCUGCUGUUCUGCUUCUAAUGUUAUCGUCAUAACUAAAGGCUCGAUCCUUUGCGCCGGGUGAUGCUGAACAGCUGAAGUGGUUCAAGUUCUUACAUUAACAAUUGUCACAUUUCCAUGUAUAUCCAAUUCAUUUUCUAGUUUUACAUUAUUAUUCAUUGUACAUUAGAUGAAGAUCUAAAUAGCUGACGGUUUUCUAAUAAUAUUCCGGCAAUGUUCAUGUACAACACUCAUUUCCUUCUGUUUUCUUUCCUAGUAGUAACCAAACUGUCAUUAAAAACUAUACAA
Molecule: messenger RNA, 1553 nt
Organism: Rosa rugosa (rugosa rose)
Lineage: Eukaryota; Viridiplantae; Streptophyta; Magnoliopsida; Rosales; Rosaceae
Product: glucan endo-1,3-beta-glucosidase 14-like
Exons: 3
Coding region: 68-1300 (410 amino acids)
Biological process (GO): carbohydrate metabolic process
Cellular component (GO): plasma membrane
Molecular function (GO): hydrolase activity, hydrolyzing O-glycosyl compounds
Source: RefSeq, a predicted model, not a curated record